ACAGACAGAGAGAGACAGAGAGUGAGACGCAUUUCCAGACCAGCUUGCAUGGGGUAGCUAGAAAGGCUGGAACUGUAGUGGAGGCUUCACCCUGUGCGUUAUAAUAAACUACUGACAUGGUGAGGUCUCGUAUGGAGGUCUGGUGUACAUUUAUAAUAAACUACUGACAUGGUGAGUAUAUAUAAUAUGACAGACUACAACAGCAUAAAACAGACUAAUAAACAUUACCUACACUUCUCUAUAAAUAUAACCAUAUACAUACUGUAGCCUAUUCAUUCACAUGCAGUUAUUUUCUGUAGCUUGGUACUACAGCCUGAACAUGUAAUAAGAGGGAAUGUUUUCUAUUACACUACUUGCAUGGCAGGGGACUGUGUUUCUCAUUGAGAGAAAUGGAGUAGAUUCUGGGUCAGAAAUGAUCCAUCAGAGACCUGUCUGAUAUAGUUACAACAAUAUAAACUACAACCAGUGACGGCCGUCAAUAUAAACUACAACCAGAGACGGCUGUCAAGAAAGCCUACUCAGAAUAUAUCUUAUAUAUGAAGAUAUCUAGUCAGUGAUGAUGAUAUCUACUACUAGUUACAGGAGCAACCAUGAUCACCUUACUCUACCUGCUUCACCAGGUUACAGGAGCUACUAUGAUCACUUUACUCUACCUGCUUCACCAGGUUACAGGAGCUACCAUGAUCACUUUACUCUACCUGCUUCACCAGGUUACAGGAGCUACCAUGAUCACUUUACUCUACCUGCUUCACCAGGUUACAGGAGCUACCAUGAUCACCUUACUCUACCUGCUUCACCAGGUUACAGGAGCUACCAUGAUCACCUUACUCUACCUGCUUCACCAGGUUACAGGAGCUACUAUGAUCACUUUACUCUACCUGCUUCACCAAGUUACAGGAGUUACCAUGAUCACCUUACUCUACCUGCUUCACCAGGUUACAGGAGCUACCAUGAUCACCUUACUCUACCUGCUUCACCAGGUUACAGGAGCUACCAUGAUCACCUUACUCUACCUGCUUCACCAGGUUACAGGAGUUACCAUGAUCACCUUACUCUACCUGCUUCACCAGGUUACAGGAGCUACCAUGAUCACCUUACUCUACCUGCUUCACCAGGUUACAGGAGCUACCAUGAUCACUUUACUCUUCCUGUUUUACCAGGUUACAGGAGCUACUGUGAGCCUUCUGAAUGUGCUCCUGUGCAAUAAACAAUGUUAGAAAAUCUUUUGAAUUAUUUGAGCAUGUACUACCUUCACUGUUAAUACACCCAGAAGACUAUAUAUUGUUGGUGAAUAUCCGGUGAAUUUCAUGUGUAUGCUAUAACAUGGCAAAUUUUUGGUAUAUCAUGACCUUAUAACAUGUCUUUCAGCAAAAAAUAAAGAAAAAACUGAUUAAAAGGAAAAAUAUAAAUGCUUGUUUAGAACAACA
This is a messenger RNA of Electrophorus electricus (electric eel), 1427 nucleotides long. The record is from RefSeq and is a predicted model, not a curated record. NCBI's taxonomy places the organism in Eukaryota, Metazoa, Chordata, Actinopteri, Gymnotiformes, Gymnotidae.